Fusarium venenatum is the source of this 1050-nucleotide messenger RNA. RefSeq lists its product as uncharacterized. Gene Ontology annotation, biological process: canonical NF-kappaB signal transduction. NCBI's taxonomy places the organism in Eukaryota, Fungi, Ascomycota, Sordariomycetes, Hypocreales, Nectriaceae. The record is from RefSeq and is a predicted model, not a curated record.
AUGGGGGAAGCCGAGCAAUCCCCUCGAAGACGUCACAUUCUCUCCUCCAUCAACCCCGAGCAACAUCGAAGCAGCAGAAGGAGGAGCCGAUCACCAAAGUCUCCAUCUCCAGUUGACGUGAAACGAGAAUCGUCGCUCGAUGCACCACUAGGAAAAGAGAGUGACAACGCCCGGCGCAACGAUGGAGAGAGAGAUACUACAGCUCCAAGACGCUCACGUCUUCGGCUGAAGGACCAUCACAGAUCUCGUCGCAGCUCUCGCGACCGGCAUCGAUACCGCGAGCGGGAUAGCGAAUAUGAUACUCACAGACGAUCGCAUCGCCGUCAUCACCGACGCCAUCGGCGACAUCGCUCACCGACACCACCGAACCCUCAUGAACCAGAACCAUUAGACCCAGAAGCGGCAUUUCGAGAAUCUCUGUUCGAUGCCAUGGCCGAUGAUGAGGGUGCUGCAUACUGGGAGGGCGUCUAUGGCCAACCCGUUCACGUUUAUACUAAAGAGCGCGUGGGACCUACAGGACAUCUGGAACAGAUGACAGACGACGAGUACGCUGCUUACGUACGGGAGAAGAUGUGGGAAAAGACACAUGCCGGUUUACUCGAGGAGCGCGCUCGCCGAGAAGAAGCAAAGAAACACAAAGCUGAAGAGGAUCGCCGCGCGCGAAAACUGCAAGAGGACAUGAAUCGCAGCAUACGCCGUGGUGAAGAGCGCAGAGAGCGCCGGCGUUGGGCACACCAGUGGGAAGACUACACAACUGCCUGGACGGAGUGGAACGGCACACCUGCAACAAUAGCUUGGCCGGUAGAAGGCAAUCGCAUGGAAGAUGUUGAAGAGGCGACCGUGCGCAAAUUCUUCGUCAAUGGGCUGAAUCUACAAGAGAUUGGAGAGAAGGCCUUCGUGGCCAAGCUCAGAGACGAGCGUGUGCGAUGGCAUCCGGACAAGAUCCAGCAAAAGCUGGGAGGAGCGGUGGAUGACGAUACAAUGAAAGGUGUAACUGCCGUCUUCCAGAUCAUUGAUAAGCUCUGGACGGAUAGUCGACCAAAAACGUGA